Molecule: messenger RNA, 7062 nt
Organism: Oncorhynchus kisutch (coho salmon)
Lineage: Eukaryota; Metazoa; Chordata; Actinopteri; Salmoniformes; Salmonidae
Product: AP2-associated protein kinase 1
Exons: 20
Coding region: 760-3705 (981 amino acids)
Biological process (GO): protein phosphorylation
Molecular function (GO): protein kinase activity; ATP binding
Source: RefSeq, a predicted model, not a curated record
AUUUUCUAACGGAGCUAUCAAACCAAACUGAGAUCGAAAGUAUCUAGCUCCAAUCGGUACACUCAGUAUCGGAAUGACCAUUUCCUGUCAGUUUGAUAUUCAUUUCCUGUUGCGAAAUAGCUAGCUAGCGGUUCGUGUGCAGCCUGCUAGCCGUUAGCUAAUUGUAGCUAGCUAGAUGAUGUGUUUUAGUGGGCUUGGAAAUAAUCAUAUUUGCCGAAAGACAUUGAAUAUGGAAGGAUCGUGUAACAUUUGCACGUUGCCCCGGGGAUAUAUUGCAACGGACAUAAUUUUUUGAGGAUAACCUGGAUAACCUUAGCUACAUGAAAUGUCAUAAACUAGCCGCGGAGUUGGAGGGACCCACAACCUCCUGAACAGCUGUAUUGAUGGAGAAAUGUCCUCCGAGACGAUAGCAAAUAUAAUACUGCACAAGGUUUAGCGGAAUUAUUAUAGUCUGCUAUCUUGUCUCUGUAUCUAGUCUGUCAAGCAAAUAGUAGACGGGUCAUUCCGAGAUUGCUAGCUACUUAGUCAAUGAUGAGAUAGCUAACUGCUGCCAGUGCUGGUGAAGAAAUCACAGCUGUUUUGGCAUCUGCAAACAACAAGACUGGCUGUGUCAGACAAACCUUCGGCCUUGUCCAGAAAUACAAACUGGCACAAUACAUACAUUUGUGAAACUGGCACAAAUGUAAACAAGGACAUUUGAACAGUCUGUAUCGAAGUGAGGAUAAUUUUUGCUGAUCAUCGAGACUUGACAAAACUAUAAUGAGGAAGUUUUUUGAUUCAUCUCGUCGGGAGUUGGUCAGUUCUGGACCUGCUUCUGGAGGGGGUAGCAGUGGAUCCAGCCAUGCAGGUGGCAAUUUAAUUGGACGUUCAUGUACAAUUGGGCGGCACCAAGUCACUAUUGAAGAAACAGUGGCCGAAGGGGGGUUUGCAAUUGUGUUCCUGGUACGAACAAGCCAGGGGCUCCGCUGUGCCCUCAAGAGGAUGUAUGUCAACAAUGAGCACGACCUGCAGGUGUGCAAGCGAGAGAUCCAGAUUAUGAAGGACCUGGUCGGCCAUAAGAACAUUGUUGGCUAUCUGGACUCUAGUAUCACCACUUGUGGAGGAGGAGAUGUGUGGGAAGUGCUCAUCCUCAUGGACUACUGUAAAGGAGGCCAGGUGGUGAACCUGAUGAACCAGCGUCUGCAGACAGGCUUCACAGAGGCAGAGGUACUGCAGAUAUUCUGUGAUACGUGUGACGCUGUGUCUCGACUGCACCAGGGCAAGACACCCAUCAUCCACAGGGACCUUAAGGUGGAAAACAUCCUGUUACAUGAUAAGGGUCACUACGUGCUGUGUGACUUCGGAAGCGCCACCAAUAAGUUCCAGAACCCACAGACCGAAGGAGUGCCAGUAGUCGAUGAGGAAAUAAAAAAGUACACCACUCUGUCAUAUCGUGCUCCUGAGAUGGUAAACCUCUACAACAGCAAGAUUAUCACUACUAAAGCUGACAUAUGGGCAAUGGGCUGUUUGCUGUAUAAGCUGUGCUACUUCACUCUACCCUUUGGGGAGAGCCAGGUGGCCAUCUGUGAUGGCAGUUUCACCAUUCCUGACAAUUCCCGCUACUCCUACGACCUGCACUGCCUCAUCCGGUACAUGCUGGAGCCCGACCCUGACAAAAGACCUGACAUCUACCAGGUGUCCUACUUUGCUUUUAAACACGCUCGUCGGGACUGCCCUGUUCAGAAUGUUAAGAACUCUCCAAUUCCUGCUCAACUCCCUGAGCCAAUCAAAGCCAGCGAGGCUGCUGCAGCAAAGAAGAACCAGAGCCAGACACAGAGUAAGGCAAGACUGACAGACCCCAUCCCCACCACUGAGACCUCCAUCACGCCCCGGCAGAGGCCCAAAGCGGGCCAUGCCCAGCCCAACGCUGGAGUCCUACCCAUCCAGCCGGCUGCCCUCACCCCUCGCAAACGGGCCAACCUACCUGCCGGAGGGGCCCUUCCUCUUGGAGUGAACUUAAACCUUGCCCAGCAAGCGGCAGCCCUCCAAUCACAGAAGGCACAGAAGGCACUUCAGCCAGCGACCGGCCAAUCACAUAACCCUCCCAGUGAGGCAACACCCCAGCUGGGUGGAAAGCCCCAGGCUGGUGCUCAGCAGAAGCAGCCAGGACAGUUGCAGCAGCAGCCUAUCGAAGCAGUGGGAGGAGUCCCACCUGUGCAGACCAUGGCGGAGGCCCCGAGCACCCCUCAACAGGCCUUGCCUCCCCCGAUGGCCAGUCCUUCCCCUCAGAAGGCCCAGGCUCCGUCCAGCCCAGCCCCACCCAAAGCCCCAGCACGUCGUAAGCAGGCCAGCCAGAGCCAGGCCCAGCAGCAACCAUCUGCUCAGCCUACUCCAGCCCAUCCUUCAGCUGCACAGCAGCCUACAGCUCGGCAGCAACCAGUUCCUCAACAACCAGUUGCCCAGCAACCAGUAGCUCAGACAGAAGCAGCCCAGCAUCCACCUGUCAAGACCCAGUCCACUCCUGCCGAGACCAGUCACAACACAGCUGAGACUGAGACGACUCCGCACCACUCUCCAAAGACAGCAGAGCUCACCCCGAGUAACGUUACCCAGAAUGCAGUCGGUGGGCUACCUGGAAGUGACUUCAGCCUACUACUGCAAGAGGCCACAGCAGAGGAUGAUCUCAACCAGUUAAUAUCUGUCAGUACAUCUCCACCCAAUUCCACCCGGUCCCUUCAGCAGAGUGUGUGUGAACCAGCACAAGACGGCAACUUUGCUGCCUUUGCCCAUUCCCCUACCUCUGGCCCUGCCACCGGUUCCCCCACGCAGCCCGCCUGGAACCCUUUUGGUGAUGAUGACUUCUCCAAUCUCAGUGCAGAGCAACUGAUUAACAAAGACCUGGUUGAUGAACAGGCUGAUGACGUGGCUGCAGAAGCAGAGGUGGAGAUGGCCCGCACAGAGGAACUGAUACCUGGCCUGCUGGAGGUCUCCUCCCCUGGGGAAACCACCCCCCAACCUGCUGUAGAGCAAUCUGAAGACAUCCUUGGACUGGAUACAGGAGAGUCUUUGUUGACUGUUCUGGUCCCUUUCAGCACCCUAGCACUCUCAGACACUCCAGAGAAGCUUAUUGAGGGACUGAAGUCCCCAGAUACACACCACCUGCUCCCUGACCUCCUGUCCAUGGCUGAUCCCUUUGGCAGAACGGUGGUGGAGGCUGUUAAUGUAGUGGGUCCAGCAGAGAACUCUCUUUUGAGUCUGGACUCUCUGAUCCCUGGUCUGGAGGCUCCUGUGUCCCAGUCUGAGACAGAUUCUACACUGCUUCAUGAUCCCCUGCUUGGGGAGGACUCUCUGCUGGGUUGCUCUCUCAUCUCUCCCCCUUCUAGAGCCUCCUCUCUCUCCUCUGCUCCCGCUUCUGCUGGCUUUACGUCUGUUCUGGAAGAGUUUGACCUGGCAUCUGGGGGUUCCACCCAGUUUCUGUCAGACUCUUCUGAUCUCCUGAUCCCAGGCUUUGAGCCUCCACCCAGUGCAGAGACAGCCAACGAGGAUGAGUUUGACCCCAUCCCUGUCAUGGCCUCCUCCCAAGGUAAGCCCAGUGGGCUUCCAGCCUUCAGACCAGAGGCAGGGACAGGCAGGGUGUCUCUGUCCUGUCCCACUAAGAUUGCCAUUCAUACCUCAACCAGGGUCAGAGGAACUCUGGGAUUUGAUUCCGGUCAAUGUCCUCAGUAGUGUAUUAAACCCUGUUCCCUCUUCCCCUUGUAGAUUCAUCUGAGUAGCCAUCCUCGCAUCCUUUGUGUAGUUAUUCCGUAACACUCUUAGAUUGUAUCUGGAGAGAAAUUCCUCUUUGUGUCUUUCUCUGUCUUCUGUAACCUUAUCUUCUCACCCUCUUUUCCCUGGCGCCUGUUCUUUCUUACUUAACUCCCUUGCUUUUCCCUCCUGUCCCCCCUGCUUCGCCUUGGCCCACCUCCCUACCGCCCUCCUCUCUGUCCGGACAGUUUCAGGAGGCCACUCUCGAAGUAACAGUGGCAGUUCUGAGUCCAGCCUUCCCAGCCUGGCCCGCUCCCUGCUCAUGGUGGACCAGCUCAUCGACCUGUAGAGGCCGGUGGGGAGCCGGGACACUAAAGAGAGGGGGAGUGGGGGGAUGGAGAGACGAGGUAGAAGUAUUGAUGCUGGAGAGGAAAAUAGACCCCACCAUUAGUCGUUACACCCCUACACCAUUCAUCACCAACGCUUGUUCCAUGGGAACUCCUGCUGUCAUUCCGAACGCACUGGGCGAUAGAGUUCUAGAUCCAUAAUCAUUGUCCUGUCUGUGUUUGUCCCAUCAUGCCUCUGAUAUUGAUUCCCGUCAUGUCCACCACUUUUCUUCUUCCCCCCUCUGCCCUCUCAUUUCAUGCUCUCACAGCAUUUAGGCCUAUGUUCUGUUGCCUUCUGCGGUCAUCAUGGCAAACAAGUUCAUGGCACACUGCUUCUAGCUUUUGCGUUCAUGGCACCCUAACAAUAUAACUUUUGCUUUCACGACACACUAACUUUUUCUAGCUUUUGUAUUUGUCACUCUAACUUGAUCCAAGAGUUCUUCUUUCUGUAGACCAGGGUCAAAUGUUUCACCAUGUUUCACUCCUAUCUCUCUGGUCAGUCUUGUCCUGUAAGCAACCAGAUAAUUCCACUCUUGUUGUUAGUAGAUGUUGUUAUGGUGGACAAGUAGAUGUUUUGUCUCCUGCCUUUCUCCAGGGUUAUAUUUAUAUUUCACUUGGAUUAUUAUUUGCGCACAUUCGGUAACAACAAUAUCACAACAUUGAUUUCUUCUAAACAUCUUGAGUUGUACUGUAGAACGUUGAAAAAAUGGUUGUCUGUCUGCCAAUUUAGUUUCCCACACUUCAGUGGCUGAGUUUUCAGGGAUUGUGUUUUAACCCUUAGCGUGAGGUAUCAUAGCCGGCGUGAUGGGAUAGAUGUCAAUAACAAAAAGGACGGAUUACUCCACCAGCUGGUCCAGAGAUUGAGCCUCCCUGUGGACGCAUCCUCCCAACUGCCAUUAGCAGAGCACUGUAAGAGCCACCAGGCAUGUUACCUGUCUAUGGUCAAAAUGAGCUAGGAAGUUAUUCAAAAAUGUUAUAAGUUAGCACCAACAUAUCUUAAGACUUUUUAAAGCCAACAUUAACAUAAAUAUGGAGCUAACAAUCCCAAAGGAAGAAGCUAAGAUUUAAAAACACCAGCUUGGCUCGGGACUCAGCUGCACAUUGACAACAUUGAUGCUUUUCUAAAGCAUUUGCUUGUUUUCCUCUCGUUGACCUCUCCUUAGCCUGACUAUACAGACCGUCGGUCAAUAUCAUCCCUUUCAUUUCAGCCUGUUUGUGCCCACGCAAUCCUUUCAUUCUAUUCAAACAUGCAUUCCCACAGAAAGUCCAUUCCUACUUGUACAUAGAUCCUAUAUUCCAGUAAUAUAUCAGCCCUACAUAGUGUAAAUGUAUGUAUAUCUGCAAUACCCACAGACUCUGAUCCAGUGAUCAUACGUGUGGUUCUUCUCGUGUAUAAAGUUAAUGUUACAAAACAUGUAUGUCCUCUGUUACUCAUCGGUCAUCAUAGCUUACAUUGUGAAAAAAAUAUAUAGAAAAGUUUAUUUCAUAUAUAGCUAAUAAUACAUGUGAAUAUGAAUAGAGUGUUAGAGAAUGAAUGUAUGAAAUUAAUAUCAUUAUAAAUAAAGAUUCAUAUAUUUAAAUAUAAUUCUUAAGAUGACUAUUAUAGACGAAUACUUUGUUUUUCCUGUGCAGCUGUGUUUUUUCCACCAUAUUUCUCCCCAGAUUCCUAUUGUGACAUUAUCAUAACAUACAGUUAUGACAAUCUUAGCUUUGAUCUGUUGUUGAGGGUUGGGUAGGAUUUCUUCAAGUAGUGUCUAUUAACUUGCCUUGACCUAAGGAGGGUUUUAUUGCAAACAAAGUAGUUUGUUGUACAUUGGGACCGCAACCCAGGGAGCUUUACCAUGUCUUAUACUGUACCAUACUUAAUCACGCUGUACAAAGGCAGAGAACUACAGUCGUUGCUGAAAUAGUGCUCUACAAAGCCAUGCUUUCUCCACGCAGAUUUUAUAUUAUCAAAAAGAUGCAUAUCGAAGCAUGACCGUGUUGUUGAAUGUUCUGUUCUAUUGUGUUGGUAGACAGUGUUAUCAUCGGUGUGUGAAUGUGUGAACAUACAGUAAUGGAACUCCUAGCCAGUCUGACUCGUUGGAUGUGAUGCGGUUGUGUUGUUGUCUAACCUCACUGCAAUAAGUGACAUCUACAGUGAUGUUUGUGUUGACUUCGUCACAUUUGAAAAGCACAGGCCCUCUUAAUUAAAUAGCGCUGAGUCCACUCUGUUGCCCAUAGAGGAAGCCACUGUUUUUGAGAGCACAUCAGUGUCUCUCUGAGUGGACCACUAGACUCAGUGAUCUGACUGAAUUAGAGGAAAGGAAUAUAUUGGUUAUCAGACAGAGAGGGGCAAGCACUACACAGGACUCAACACUAUGACCACAUACACGUCAGAUCCUAUGAAGAUAGGAAUGUUCACUAUACAUUUCAAGGAAUUACAGAUAAUUGCUCUACUGCAGUUUUCCAAACAAUGCAUGCCAAGCAACAGCACGUAUUGGCAGUAUUCUAAAAUUCAAUGUUGUGUCACAUCUAUCUCAAGCUGAAGUUCACAUCUUAUCCCCUCCACUACUGUACAGUCUAGUCAUCUGCAGAUACUCAUGAGGCUAUUGACCUAUGCAAUCUUUGCUUCUUCCUGUAGACACCACUGUGCUGUUGUUCUUGGUAAAGGUCUUGCCCUCCAGGUAGUUCAACUUGUGUUGUUGUGAAAAAGAGAUCCUUCAUGUUGCCCAGUUGUUUUUGCCAAAAGUGGAAAAAUCUGUUUCUGAUGACCAUUGUUCUCCUGAAUGUUCUGGAUUUCUGUCCGUCUAUAUGACACCUAAUCCCUCUGAAUGUUCUGGAUCUCUGUCCGUCUAUAUGACACCUAAUCCUGCGUCAGCGCAGUCAUUUCUGUGUGCACCUUCUAUUUUUGUGAGAUAACUAAAGAAUUACAAAGAAAGGGAUGUUGAAUAAACAUAUACAUGUGAAUGUA